Messenger RNA from Knipowitschia caucasica, 390 nucleotides. NCBI's taxonomy places the organism in Eukaryota, Metazoa, Chordata, Actinopteri, Gobiiformes, Gobiidae. The record is from the annotation of a GenBank genome assembly.
AUGACAACGUCGCAAUUUUUCCCGGAACGAGCGGGGCAUUUCAGCUGUUUCGACCUGCGCCCUCGUGGGCAUUACGAAGUCCACGGGGACGACAUCGCUCUCCCCGUGGCAGAACAGCUCAACCAGGGAAAGCUGAGGCCUGCCCGAAUGGUUGUCGUACGACUGCUUGAGUUUGAAGCUACCAUCACUGGUAUACUGGCUAAAAUACAUGAUGCCCUGCAGUGUGAGGACCCUUUUGUCCUGACAGAUGCUCAGGGAAAUGAGAUUGUGGAUUCAGAGGGAACACGAGGUUCCAAAUACUGGAGGCAAAAUGCCAAAAAGUUUUUUGCUGUCCCAGAGCAGGUCUUCCAUCAAUUCCAGCAGGGAACAAAGGGAAAGAAACAGACGUAA